AUGCCGUGUUAUGCCAUGAUUGUUUUCUUAUUGCCAAUUGGGUUAUGCAACGAAAUUGAGUCUAUUUUGAACAGAUAUUGGUGGUCUGGCACGGUCACUGGUGGUAAAGGUAUUCGAUGGAAGUCUUGGACUAAGUUGUGCAUAGAGAAGGAGAGAGGAGGGUUGGGCUUUAGACGUCUGAGGGAGAUGAAUCUAUCUCUCUUGGAUAAACAGGUUUGGAGGCUCCUCACUCGUACUGAUUCCCUUGUGGCCAAGGUAUAUAAAUCACGCUAUUACCCCAAUUGCUCUCUGUUUGAAGCAUCUGUAGGCAGCAAUCUUUCAUUCCUGUAG
Molecule: messenger RNA, 330 nt
Organism: Ipomoea nil (Japanese morning glory)
Lineage: Eukaryota; Viridiplantae; Streptophyta; Magnoliopsida; Solanales; Convolvulaceae
Exons: 1
Coding region: 1-330 (109 amino acids)
Source: RefSeq, a predicted model, not a curated record